Messenger RNA from Eurytemora carolleeae, 1399 nucleotides. RefSeq names its product arginine kinase. Gene Ontology annotation, biological process: phosphocreatine biosynthetic process. NCBI's taxonomy places the organism in Eukaryota, Metazoa, Arthropoda, Copepoda, Calanoida, Temoridae. The record is from RefSeq and is a predicted model, not a curated record. The coding region runs from base 54 to 1121 and encodes 355 amino acids. Gene Ontology annotation, molecular function: creatine kinase activity. The transcript has 4 exons.
UUACAGUCUAUUACAACUGAAUGCAUAUAUUUUCCAGACAGUGAAGCUUCAAUAUGGGUGAGCCUUUCCCAGAAAUCAAGUCCAAGCACUCUCUUGUUGCCAAGUAUGUGACUGCUCCUCUUUGGGAAAAGCUGAGUGGAGUUGUCACCGCUACCUCCGGGUUCACCCUUGCCAAGGCUAUCGCCUGCGCUGUUGAGUUUGACAACCAGCAUUGUGGAAUCUAUGCCGGAGACUGGGACUCCUAUAAGGUUUUUGCUGAUGUCUUUGAUCCUCUAAUCCAAGAAUACCAUGGAAUCGCAGCAGAUUCAACCCACACAAGUGAUAUGGAUGCCACCAAGAUCAAGGGCACAAUUGACCCCACCGCCCCUGUUCACUCUACAAGAAUAAGGGUUGGAAGAAACAUUGAUGGAUUUGGACUUUCCCCCGGAAUCACCAAAGACCAAAGAGUUGGCGUUGAAAACUUGAUGAAGAAAGCAUUUGCCAAUCUGUCUGGUGAUCUUGCUGGAACCUACUAUCCUCUUACCGGGAUGGCUGAGGCUGUCAGACAACAACUUGUUGAUGAUCAUUUCCUCUUUGUGUCUGGAGAUCGUAAUCUGAAGGUUGCCGGUAUGGAGCGUGAUUGGCCCGAGGGCAGAGGAAUUUUCCACAACAAAGACAAAACCUUCCUUACCUGGGUCAAUGAGGAGGAUCAGCUUAGAAUCAUCUCUAUGCAGUCAGGUGGUGAUGUCAGAGCUGUGUUUGACCGUCUUGCAAGAGGAAUUAAAGCAGUUGGUGACAGUGUCAAACAGGAGUCUGGCAAGGACUUCAUGCUUGACCCUAAGUACGGGUUUAUCCAUGCCUGCCCCACCAACCUUGGAACAGGAAUGAGAGCAUCUGUGCACGUUGAUCUUCCUGGAUAUACCAAGGAGGGAGUCAAAAUCCUUCAGGAUAGAUGUGAAGAGCUCCAUCUUCAACCCAGAGGUACUAGAGGAGAGUCCGGUGGACAGACCGGUGUCACCUAUGACAUCUCCAACAAGCACAGGCUUGGUUACAGCGAGGUCCAAUUGGUACAGAAGAUGAUUGAUGGUGUCAACACACUUGUCAAGGAGGACAGAGAACUCCAGAAGAAGCAUGGUCUGUAAAGAUCCUCUGUUAAAUUAGAAAAGUUAGGAACUUGUCAAAGUAAUAUUGAGAAUGUGUAACAUAUUUAUUUGUCCAAUGGCUUGUUGAAUUUUUAAUUACAGUUUUCAAUUUUAUGAAUUGAUGCUGGUUUUUGAAACAGUCACAUUUAGUGUACAUAAACAAGCUGGCCAUCAAUGGGGUUUUGUAUGUACAAAGUGAUUGAAGAAUUCACAUCUGUUUCAAUUGCAAUCUUCUAAGAAACCACCUUCACUGUUUAAUAAAGUUGUUAUAUUUACUA